CAAGGCAAAAAAAGAAAAAAAAAAACUCUCUCGCUUUAAGCCGCGUGCAGGGUGACGAUUCCAAGCCGGGCAGCUUCUGGAAAUCAAGUGAGAAAAAGCAUAAAGAUGGCUGCUGAAGAUAUCGCACAGUUGGCAGAUUGCUUGGCAAAGGCAAAGGUUGGAGAAGGAGAGCUGAGCUUUAAAGGGAAAACACUAAAACUAAACACUGCCCAAGAUGCUGAAGAAGUAAUUCGGGAAAUUGAAGAAUUUGAAGGGCUGCAGGCUCUGCGUCUGGAAGGAAAUACUGUGGGAGUGGAGGCAGCUAAAGUAAUAGCCAAAGCUCUGGAAAAGAAAUCUGAUCUAAAGCGCUGCCACUGGAGUGAUAUGUUCACAGGGAGGUUGAGGUCCGAAAUUCCACCAGCUUUGAUAUCUCUUGGGGAUGCUUUGAUUACAGCUGGAGCUCAACUGACAGAGCUGGACUUAAGUGACAAUGCAUUUGGUCCUGAUGGAGUGCGUGGUUUUGAAGCUCUGCUCAAAAGUCCAACUUGUUUUACUCUACAGGAGCUUAAACUAAACAACUGUGGAAUGGGAAUUGGUGGAGGCAAGAUCCUGGCUGCAGCCCUAACUGAGUGCUACAAGAAGUCUAGUUCCCAUGGUAAGCCUCUGGCACUGAAAGUGUUCAUAGCAGGAAGGAACCGCUUGGAAAAUGAUGGUGCCACCGCACUGUCCGAGGCUUUUCGGCUCAUCGGCUCCUUGGAGGAGGUACACAUGCCCCAGAAUGGCAUUAACCAUGCUGGCAUCACUGCUUUGGCAGACUCAUUUAAAGCCAACUCUUUGCUGAAAGUGAUCAACCUUAAUGAUAAUACAUUCACAGAGAAGGGUGGCAUCGCUAUGGCUGAGGCGUUAAAGACACUCAGGCAAGUGGAAGUAAUCAAUUUUGGGGACUGUUUGGUCCGCUCAAAGGGAGCACAGGCUAUAGCAUCAGCACUAAAAGAAGGGCUUCAUAAAUUAAAGGAGCUUAACCUUUCCUUUUGUGAAAUUAAACGAGAUGCAGCUGUGAGCUUAGCAGAAUCUGUGGAAGAUAAGUCUGACUUAGAGAAAUUGGAUUUAAAUGGAAAUUGUCUUGGUGAGGGGGGGUGUGAGCAGGUGCAGGAAAUCUUGGAUGGCAUUAACAUGGCUAACAUACUAGGUUCUUUAAGUGAUGAUGAGGGUGAUGAAGAUGAAGACGAAGUGGAUGAUGAUGACGACGACGAUGAUGAUGAAGAUGAUGAUGACGAUGAUGAUGAUGAUGAAGAGGAAGUCGAGGAAGAAGAAGAAGAGGUGGAAGGAGGAGAUGAUGACGAUAAUGAAGAGAAGUCCAAAAAAAUUCUAUCACAUGCAUCAACACCCGCUUCUCCACCUAAACUUCCUGUUGAUGUAUCCACCUUUCUUAGCUUUCCUUCUCCAGAUAAACUUGUUCGCAUGGGUCCUAAACGUUCUACAAUGAUCGCACAGCAGGUCAAUGUUUCAGAUACAGAAAAGGUUGUUCAAGCUUUCAUCCAGGUCUCGUCAGUGUACAGGGAUGAGGGUGAAAUAAAGGCGGCUGUUGAAGAAACUAUUGAUGGUUUAAUGAAGGAGGCUUUUCAAAACACAGGUUUUCAAGCAUGUCUAUUUAUCACUAAUCUACUAGUGCAUAUGGGACUUCUUAAGAGUGAAGACAAAAUUAAAACAAUAACGCACUUAAAUGGCCCCUUGCUAACUCUGAAUCACAUGGUACAGCAGAAUUACUUCCCCAAGUCUCUUGUUCCUAUACUUCUGGCUUUCAUCUCAAAGCCCAACCGUGUCCUGGAAAAUAACGCCAGUGCCCGACACACGUUGCUGCACAACCUUCAUAAUCUGUAACCUGUUUUGCUUCAACUGGACUAAACGACCCAGCCCACGAAAUGUAAAAGCUCUCCAAAGCCCUGUUAUAUAAAAGCAAGGAUUUAUUAGGAUUUAUUUAUUGCUGGUGAAUAAGUUCCUUCUAGUCUUACCCAUGGGGGCCCCAUUCCAGUCUUUUUGUUUACAUAUGAAAAGAACCGUUCACCUCUCCGUACCUUGAGGACCCCGAGGCCCAGAUUUACACUCCAAUGGGGAAUUUUUAUAGGUCCAUCGAGCGUUGCCUCAUUGAAUAAUUUUACAUCUUUGGACAGUAGUUUCACGGAGUCUCUGUUUGAUGCCAUGUUAUUGGAUAAUACUUUGUAAAUUAUUUUAGGGACAGUAAAAGUACUGUACGCUAUUUCCUCUUUAUCAUAAGCGAUUGUGUAUACACUGUAUUCUUUCCUUGAACAAGUGAAGCUAUUAUGUAUAUCAGGUGCAGUUGCAUAUAUAGCCCUUGUAGUAUCCG
Messenger RNA from Xenopus laevis (African clawed frog), 2344 nucleotides. RefSeq names its product Ran GTPase activating protein 1 L homeolog (gene rangap1.L). The record is from RefSeq and is marked provisional. Gene Ontology annotation, cellular component: cytosol; nucleus; perinuclear region of cytoplasm. Gene Ontology annotation, molecular function: small GTPase binding; GTPase activator activity. Gene Ontology annotation, biological process: signal transduction; nucleocytoplasmic transport. Lineage: Eukaryota; Metazoa; Chordata; Amphibia; Anura; Pipidae.